This is a messenger RNA of Gongylonema pulchrum, 381 nucleotides long. Lineage: Eukaryota; Metazoa; Nematoda; Chromadorea; Rhabditida; Gongylonematidae. The record is from the annotation of a GenBank genome assembly.
AUGUCUCUUUUCUUUUGCAGUACGACCAGCGCGGGCAGUUCCGGGACAGGACAGCUUGCAAUCGAUCAAGCAACAACAAGUUCCUCCGAUUCGAUGUCGCUGGUACUCGCUGAUAGCUCUAUUCCGGGUCGACGCGAUGUACAGAAAGUGCACGGCAGUAGCAAGGACAAGGGAUCUAAAUCCGAUGAUAAGUCACAUUACAAAAAGAAGAAAAAGAAGCCUACUUCAUCUGGGCCAAAGGGACCUCAGCUGAAUACUCCACAAGCGUUAGAAGCGGCAAGUCGAGCUGGUGAACUGAAUGAUCAGAUGGCUGCACAGAUUGCUAACUCAGAUGACGUUUCGUUGGCUGCACAAGAAGGACUUGAAAUUAGAGGUAAGUGA